GCUGGGCUUCGGACGCGCUGUUGAUGGAAGCGCCAUUUCCAAGUCGUCGCCAUCGUCGCAGCAGCGCCAUGGUACUACGAUCGACAGCCGCCUUCCUACUCAUCGCUGCCCAUACGGCGGUCUACGGCCUCGAUAUUGGCGACAACACGCAGCCGACCAAGUCGGGUGUCCCGACGUGGGUCGAUGUCAACACGCCCAAGGACGUCUACAACAAGACGAGCUCCCGCGGCGACGCGUGGCAGCUCGUCAUGAGCGACGAGUUUGAGCUCGACGGACGCAACUUUAGCGCCGGGCACGACCAUCUCUGGACCGCGCUCGACAUUCCGGACGGCGUCAACCGCGCGAUCGAGAUCUACACGCCCAAGAACGCGUUGACCGAGAACGGGUCGUUCCACAUUCGCAUCGACUCGGGCGAAGUCGAUAUCUCGUACUACAACGUGUGGGCCAACAUCCCUGGCUGGACGAAAAAGAAGAUGGUGCGUUCGAGUCCGAGUUUAGUCUGUUGACUGUCUCUCUAGUACUACUCGGCGGCGAUGGUGCAGUCGUGGAACAAGUUUUGCAUCCAAGGCGGGUAUGUUGAAGUCGCCGCCAAGCUCCCAGGCGCUUUGAACAAGGAGUCGAUGAACCCGCACGUCCAAGGCAAGCUCUGGACGCCGCAGGGCAUGAAGCCCAUCAAGCCCGCCGACAAGAUCCCCGACAUUCGGUUCUACCCGACGUGGCCGGGUAUCUGGCUCAUGGGCAACCUCGGCCGCGCGCUCUUUGCAGCGUCGACCAACAAGAUGUGGCCGUGGACGUACAACGAGUGCACGGAGCUGUCGCGCAAGAACCAGCGCAUCUCGGCCUGCAACAAGAACCCGGGCUUUGGGCUUCACCCAAACCAAGGCCGCGGCGCGCCUGAGAUCGAUAUCCUCGAAGGCGGUGGCACGGCGAUCUCGUCGUCUGUCCAGAUUGCACCGGGCAUGCCGGACGAGUACCGCCUCACAACCCCCGUGCUGGCGCUCGAGGCCUCGACCAACGUUGACCCUCAAGGCCGGAAGGGCGUCGGUCACGUCUUUUGCUACUACGACAAGAACUGCCUCACGCCCGGAGCCAACAUGGCCGACGUGUCGACCGCCGCCUUUGCGUCCCGGGGUCACAAAUCGUGGUACCAUGGUCUCCGGUACGCGGCCAACGACCGGUGCUCGCCCGACCCGAAGCUUGUUCAGCAGUUCGAGUCGGUCGCUGCCGCCCAGAACGGCACGAUCAUCGACAACCAGUGGGACAUCAAAACCAUUAGCUCGGGCAAGGACCUCCACGCGGACUUGAGCUUGAUUGAUGGCAAGGGCCCGCUGCACUGGGGUAUCAACUACAAGGGCACGUGCUUUCCGAUCGCAAACGGGUACAAGGGCGGGUUCCUCUGCGACCGCGACAGCAUGAACCCGAAAUGUGACAACCCGCGCAAGGCCCACGAGCAGGAGACCAUGAUGAUGGAGCCGUUCGAGUACCAAAUGGACGCAAUUUCAUCCAACUGGGACAUUAACUACGAAGCGUACACGACGUACUACAAGUACCAGCUCGAGUGGGUCAUGGGCGACGAUGGCUACGUGCGCUGGGCCCUCGAUGGCGCGCCGAUCUUUGAGAUCCCGGCGUCGUCGAUGACCAACCCGCCCCAAGGCGGGAAGGAGCCCAACCCGAAGAAGAUCAUGAUUGAGGAGCCGAGCUACAUUCUCUUCAACGUGGCGAUGGCAUCGGCCUGGGGUGCGACGCCGCCCAACUGGCAGGUCGGUCCGUGCCGCGGCAACGCUUCAAUGCCCACUCCAGGCUCGGACGAGGCCAAGAUGUCCAACAACAUUUGCGACUCGUUCCCGAUGUACAUGUCGAUCGACUACAUCCGCGUCUGGCAAGACGCGUCGCGCAUGAGCUACGGCUGUGACCCCGCAACGCAUCCGACCAAGGAGUUUAUCAAGGCGCACAUCACCAACUACACGGACCCGCUCAACUUGGACCUUCCGGUCGCGGGCGGCGCGUCGUGCAACUCGGCCGACGACUGCACCGUCAUUACGAGUCUCACGGGCGCGUGUGUCAAAAGCCGGUGCGAGUGCAUGCACGGGUGGACGGGCCCCCGAUGCACCAAGUACGACCUCAAGGACGCGUCGUUCGGCCCGUCCAUGGCGCUUUCCGUGGGCCUUGUCGCCUUUGCGGUCGCGGCGUCGGUCGGCGCGUUCAUUCUGCGCCAAAAGCAGCGCCGGACGCUCGAGAAGACGCUGGAAGUAUUCCGCGACCAGCGCAAGAGCCAGCUCUCGGCGCGGCCAUCCGAUAUCAUUGUACUGGGCGACCGCGAUGUCGAGUACCAGCACGCUCGGGCCUAAGUUUUGUUAUGGCGCUCAUAGGACAACUCGGCGUAGCCACCGUGACGACGACGACGACACGGACCAAAGGCGCACGCUUCGAAUGUCGCUACCCAUUGUACCGUAAUCUAUGGUCGUUUGUGAACAAAAAUGUAAUAUGCAUAUAUAUACCAGUCUCGCGAUAUCCUCCUGCUUGGGAGGAAACCCCUAUC
Saprolegnia diclina VS20 is the source of this 2539-nucleotide messenger RNA. RefSeq lists its product as hypothetical. NCBI's taxonomy places the organism in Eukaryota, Oomycota, Saprolegniomycetes, Saprolegniales, Saprolegniaceae. The transcript has 4 exons. Gene Ontology annotation, biological process: (1->6)-beta-D-glucan biosynthetic process. The record is from RefSeq and is a predicted model, not a curated record. Gene Ontology annotation, cellular component: plasma membrane; endoplasmic reticulum membrane. Gene Ontology annotation, molecular function: glucosidase activity. The coding region runs from base 534 to 2348 and encodes 604 amino acids.